CAUCUCUGUGGACAACAACAAUCUCUCUCUCACACCCUCGCCAUCCUCCAACAUGCCGCUCCCCAUCGAGCGCUCACAGGGCAACGUCGCCUCCCUCGUGUCCCGCUUCCAGAUCGCGGCGACGCGCGAUGCCACUCCCCGUCGCCCAAGCUCGAGCUCAGGCCGCCGAGUAAGCGGCUGGGCCGAAAGCGACGACGCUCCCCCUUCCCACACUUCCCCUCCCCAAACUUCGCCCUCCAACACAACCCCCCACAUUCCCUCGCAGCCCGAGUCGACGCUCGAGCUCUCUCCCAAGCCCGCUCCCCCGCCCCCUCCUGUCGUGAGCGUCGUGCCAGAGCCCGAGCUGGAGCCGGCAAAGCCUUCCGAGCCUACCUCCAUCAAGAGCAGAGAGAAGGCAAAGGUCACAAAGGUUCGUCCCAAGGUCCUCAAGGAGGCGCCGAGUGAGAACCACGUCACGCCAAAGGCACACCACAAAGACCCCACGGAUCACAAAGAGCACAAUGACCAUCCCAAGGACCUCAAGAACGCCAGGGGCUCCGAGCUGAAGGACCGCAACGGCAAGCCCCUCCCGCGGCCCAGCAAGCCGCCUGGCUCGGUGUCGCCGGCCCCGCCCCGCGCUCUGAAGCCUAGACAGAGCAUGCCGAAGCUGAAGAGCCCAAACUUGGGCCCGUCCGAGCGUCCGCAGCCGCUCCCAAAGCAGCGUACCGGACCGCCCGUCGUCUCCCAGGCCACCGGUAGCAGCUCGGGUAGUGGGAGCAGCGGCAGCCCUGGCAAGCCCACGGCCAGCAGCUUGGCUAAGAUGCGUCCACGCUCAAGUCUCGGUGCCACGUCCACCCCUGUUGUUAAGUCUCCCACGCCGACGGGACGGCGUCCGCGCCACUCGACCCCGGCGGCAGUCCCGGCUGUGGUAAAGACGCCGCCCUCUGCGCCCAGUGCGUCCACGUCUCGGCUGCUGCAGGGCACCGCGGCGAGCCGCGCUCGUGCAGCUGCUGUACAGGCGACGCAGACUCCCACCAAGCGGUCUUCCAGCGCUGGCCCGAAGAACGCUCCUCUCAAGAGCAGUACCAGCAGCAGCAAGAGCGCAGUCUCUCCUCCCUCCAAGCCUGCUACGACUACCCGCUCCCCGCCAGGUUCUGACGCAGGACGCAAAGUGCCGGCUCCCGUUGGUCGCUCGCCCAUCGGCCGCAUCGGUCUCGCUGGCGCGCGUGAGGCACCGCGCCCCGACGAGGUAGCAGUUGCGACCAAAGUGACGGCCGAGGUGGAGGCCCAACCCGAGAAGGAAGAGAAGGCAUCUGAGACGGCGAAGAAGACGGUAUCAAACGAAGAGAAGGACAGCGAUCAGAAGAAGUCGGAAGAGGAGGAAGAGGAGAAGGAAGAGAGCGAGAAGGACGACAAGCCCGCCGAGUGAUUGGUGCCGGUCAAAAGCCUCUAGAUCUGUCAUGCGACGACACCCAAGCUCCUCGCGCCUAAUAUACCCUUUCGAGCGCGACACGACCACGACUCUGCCACUGUGUGGCCACGAUGUAUCUAGCUUGUACACAGCGUUGCCACAUUUUUCUGUGCUGAGAAGUUAGGGGUGGGGAGGGGGUGUCAGCCGCGGCUCUGU
Molecule: messenger RNA, 1606 nt
Organism: Cutaneotrichosporon oleaginosum
Lineage: Eukaryota; Fungi; Basidiomycota; Tremellomycetes; Trichosporonales; Trichosporonaceae
Source: RefSeq, a predicted model, not a curated record